Molecule: messenger RNA, 902 nt
Organism: Arabidopsis arenosa
Lineage: Eukaryota; Viridiplantae; Streptophyta; Magnoliopsida; Brassicales; Brassicaceae
Source: the annotation of a GenBank genome assembly
AACUUUUUGUGUUUCUGAAUUGGAAAAUCAAAAAUUUCAAGAAGUGAGAAAAAAUGAAGAGAGUGAUGAAAUUCUUUAAGCGAAAGUCUGAUCCUAAGCAAAAGCUUCGAGAUUGGCAACGAAAGCUACGACAAGAAGUCCGUAACAUUGAGCGCCAAAUUCGAGAUAUUGAGAGAGAAGAAAGAAAUGUACAUAAAGCUAUCAAAGACUCGGCGAAGCGGUAUGAUAUGGUCACUGCUAAGGCACUUGUUAGGGAAAUAGUGAGAUCGAGAAGAACGGUUAAGCGGCUAUACGAGAAUAAAGCGAAGAUGAAUUCAAUAUCAAUGCAUCUUAGAGAGAGUAUUGCGAUUUCGGGAACAGUUGGGCUUCUUUCGAAGAGCGGUGAGGUUAUGAAGCUUGUUAAUAGUCUAAUGAAAGCUCCAGAUAUGGCUGUGACAAUGCAGGCAUUUAGCAAAGAGAUGACCAAGGCUGGGGUUAUUGAAGAGUUUGUAAGUGAUGCGGUUGAUAAUGCCUUAGAUUCUGAGGAUAUCGAAGAGGAGAUCGAGGAAGAGGUUGAUAUGGUAUGGACUGCCAUAGCAGGAGAGACUGCAGCUGAGCUCCCAGAAGCAGUUAGGAAGGAAAAGAUAAAUGUACUAGCGCAAAAGGCGGGAACUUCACACGGGGAAGAUGCAAUUGCACAAGGAGUUGAUAAUGAAGACGAACUAGAGGACAUUAGAGCUCGGCUCGCCAAUGUUAGAUUUUGACUGAUAUAUACUGGAUCAUACUUGUGAGUCUUUUCUUAGAACCAUUUUCUAUUCUUGGUCGAUAUCUGAACUGGACUGAAGUGAUGAAAACAGGGAAAGAUCAAAGCUUUUGGUCAGUGAUUGUGUCAUUUGUAUAGAUACUAAAGAAAGUUGAGUUUU